Jaculus jaculus (lesser Egyptian jerboa) is the source of this 11184-nucleotide messenger RNA. It is a transcript of the gene Znf646, whose product is annotated as zinc finger protein 646. Gene Ontology annotation, biological process: regulation of DNA-templated transcription. The transcript has 4 exons. Bases 1666 to 7086 code for a protein of 1806 amino acids. The record is from RefSeq and is a predicted model, not a curated record. Lineage: Eukaryota; Metazoa; Chordata; Mammalia; Rodentia; Dipodidae. Gene Ontology annotation, molecular function: DNA-binding transcription factor activity, RNA polymerase II-specific; RNA polymerase II cis-regulatory region sequence-specific DNA binding.
GCCGACAAUCCUAUCUGGAGAGCCUAGGCGUCCACAGCAGCUGACCGGCGGGUUCUAGGACCUGCUGGUCCGGGAGCCUCUCCCUGCUCGCCCCGCCCGCGCGGCUCACUCCGGGCCAACUCAGUCGUCCCUCGGCGCCCAUGGGGAAACUGAGUCCAGCUGAGGUCGUGUCCAUGCAAAGGCUGUCGGGGCCCUUACCAUUUCCUGCAGUCGUCUCUUACCUAGUCAGACUUGGGAUCGUUCCGUAGCGUCGGCAUGGGCCCCCAGGACUGACGGAGCUCCGGAACCUGCCGGAGCGGGUAGGCGCUAGGACCCUGCGGGGGCCAGGGGAGGCGGGGCCGCGAGCCAGCGGAAGUGGAAGGGAGCUCUCCGGUGUAGGGAAAGGAAAAGCUCUACGAACACCUCCAAGCCUCCUGGAGUCAGGAAAUAGCUUGCGAGCAGUAACGUCAGGCAGAUAGAUGGCAUCCAGCCGCCAGAUGACCAGAAGCGCCUCCUAGGCCCGUUUAUAUUCCACGUUAAUGAAGAUUCUCCCGGCGGCCUUUGGAAGUCUUGCAGGGGGCCUCUUGAAAAGUGUCACCAAUAUAAUAUGGCCCGAAAUGCACCAUCCCCCUCCCUUCUGCGCUUAAUAUUCACCGGAACGACUUUAGUAGUUGGGGACGGAAAUGUGGCUUACGCUAGUACGUAAAGACGGUGCUGUGACCUGCAUGGGCGGAGCCAGGGUUGCUCCCACUGCAGAGCAUGGGACCCACGCUUUUACUUCCAAGCACUCGGAAGGCUGAAGCAGGAGGAGUGCCGCGGACAGUCUGUGAUACUUAAUGCAACGCUGCCUCAAACCAUCACCAACGUAAACGAGAGUUGUGCCUACCCACAACCUAUUGCCGGAACAGUGUGUUGUAGGACGGAUGUUUGCAGGAGGGACAGGAAGUGUUAGCAAGGCGGAAGUUUCCGGGGGAAGCUUUUGCACCUAGGACACUUCCUGUUUCCUACUAACAAUAGGAAGUAUCCUCGGAGCUUGGGGUAGAAUAGCUGUUCCCUGUCCCCUCUACCUCUUUCCCCUUUCCCCUUCUUCAGUCCCUUUUCCCCUCCUCUACCACUCCCGGGAACCCUGGCCGAGUGUGCGUGUGUGGGAGCGCGGGCGCACCUCAGGGAGCGCGACUGCAGUUAGGUGAAGGGUCCCAGUGCGCAGGCGCGCUCCCGUUCGCGCUCCCCAACGGACGCGCCCGCGGCGGGAACCAGAAGGGGCUGCUGGUGAGAGGUAGGGGUCCUGGAAGGAAAUUGGCAGGAGAGAGGAGUUACGUUAAGAAGACCCUGUUAGUGGCUUAAUAGGGAAGGGGGACUAGGUGAGUAUUCUGGGGCCAGGGUCAGUGAGAAGGGUUAGAGUCGGAAAUAGGAGUUGUAUUGGGGUCCCAUGGGACUCAAGAGUCGGCGAAAGCUCAGAUGUGGGAGGCAUGAAGGGCUGCUACUAGGAAAUCAAGGACUUUGGAAUGAAGACUGCCUUUGUCAUUAGGCUGUUCUAUUUCUUUUGUUGCAAAGCCUGGCUGGGCAUGGUGGCUUACUCUUGUAAUCUCAGCACUGGGAGCCUGAGGCCUUGGCCCUCUACCAAAGGAAGAUGCUGAUACAAGCUGUCUAUUCCUCCUGACCAUCCAAUUUCUGCCACAUUGCUCCAUGGAGGACACACCCCUCUCAUUCAGCUGCUCAGACUGUCAGUGCCACUUUCCUAGCCUCCCAGAAUUGUCACAGCACCGAGAACUGCUCCAUCUCUCUCCCAAACAGGACAGUGAGGAGGCUGACAGUAUUCCUCGCCCUUACCGCUGUCAGCAAUGUGGGCGUUGCUACCGUCACCCAGGGAGCUUGGUCAACCACCGCCGGACCCAUGAGACUGGCCUGUUCCCCUGUACCAUCUGUGGCAAGGACUUUACCAAUCCCAUGGCUCUCAAGAGCCACAUGAGGACUCAUGUUCCUGAAGGCCGCCGCAGAAGCAGGCCUUUACCCCCCAAGGAAAUCACUCCCCACAUGCAGAGUGAGACAAUGUCUCACAGGCUUGGCCCUGGGGAAGGGCAGCAAAAUAAGACAAAGCAUGCAGGAGAGAUACCCAAAUGUGAAUCUGGAGCUGAGUUCAGGGCAGCUUCAGGCCCUUGGGAAGAUACACCCAAAAGACAAAGACAAGUCUUAGAAAGCCAUCCAGGUCCUGAGGCAGGUGGAAAGCAACAGGGGCUCACCACUGACUCUGCCCCAGCCCAGCCUCUUCCUGCUCCCGUCAGCAGCCUCCUUAGCAAUUUGGAACAGUAUUUGGCUGAAUCAGUAGUGAACUUCACAGAGGGUCAGGAAUCUACUCAUUCCCCUCCUGCAGAAGAGGAGCGAAGGUACAAGUGCAGCCAAUGUGGCAAGACGUACAAGCAUGCUGGGAGCCUCACCAACCACCGCCAGAGCCAUACCUUGGGUAUCUACCCUUGUGCCAUCUGCUUUAAGGAGUUCUCUAACCUUAUGGCUCUGAAGAACCACUCUCGACUCCAUGCCCAAUAUCGGCCUUACCACUGUCCCCAUUGCCCUCGUGCCUUCCGGCUCCCCCGGGAUCUGCUAGAACAUCAGCAAUCUCAUGAGGUAGAAAGGCAGGAGAGGCCAUGGGAAGAGAGAGAGAUGCCCACUACCAACGGGCACACAGAUGAGAGGAGUUGGGACCAAUUACCUAAAACACACAUGCUGAAUGGCUCUGGGGAGCUAGAAGGUAGCAUGGAGGAGUACCGGCCUUUCUGUUGUGGGGACUGUGGCCGUACUUACCGCCAUGCUGGGAGCCUCAUUAACCAUCGAAAGAGCCACCAAAUAGGAAUCUACCCUUGCUCAGUCUGUUCUAAACAGUUGUUCAAUGCAGCUGCUCUAAAAAAUCAUGUUCGAGCUCAUCACAGACCCCGGCAAGGAGCCGAGGAAGAUGGGCAGUCAUCAGAGCCACCAGCUCCCCUGAUGUUGGCCAAGACCACCCAUAAAGAAGAGGAGCUCCCCUCUACCACCCUGGACCAUCGCCCCUAUAAGUGCAAUGAGUGUGGUCGGGCCUACCGCCACAAGGGGAGCUUGGUGAACCACCGCCACAGCCAUCAGACAGGAGAAUACCAGUGCUCACUCUGUCCCUGCAAGUACCCCAACCUCAUGGCCCUGCGAAACCAUGUGCAGACACAUUGUAAGAAUGCUUGCCGAAAUACAGACCCGGGGACUGAGGGUUCUCCCUGCCAUAUCAAGGAGGAUCUGCCACCUGACCCAGUGGGAACAGAAGCUGCACACCACACAGAUGAGGGGCAUGGGUACAAACAUGAAGAGGAGGCCACCAGUAAUACCCCAGUAGGUACAAUAGCACCACAGAGAUGUAGCAUCUGUGAGAUGUUCUUUGAAGAUCCUGAGAGUCUUGAACGUCAUGGCCUGACCCACAGGGCAGGAGAAGGGGGAAAUAAGACAGAGACCACAGCAUCACCUCCUAGAGCAUUUGCCUGUCGCGAUUGUGGAAAAAGCUAUCGCCACUCAGGUAGCCUUAUCAACCACAGGCAGACCCACCAGACAGGGGAUUUCAGUUGUGGGACCUGUGCCAAGCAUUUCCACACCAUGGCUGCCAUGAAGAGCCAUUUGCGACGUCAUAGUCGGCGGUGGAGCAGGCAUCAGAAGUGGACUGGCAAUACUGGUGGAGAAGAGGCCAAACUGAAACCUGGGCUGUCCUGGGCUGCAAAGUUAGAAGAUAAUGAGGGCCUGGAUUCUUCCCAAAACCCUUCAGGAGAAAGUCCUUGUGUGACUGAAGGCACCUUGGAAAGUCAUGGGAACUGUUUGCAGACUGCAUAUGGAAGCAACAAAUGUGAACUUGAGAGGGACGAGUCCUGUUUCCAGGGUGAUACAGAGAGCAGAGGCACUGAGAAAGGACUAGAAAGGAAGGAGGCCUGUUUACUUGACAGCUUCCUAGGUGAUGAGGAAAAUGGUGAGAUUCGUUUUUGUGAUAGUCUCCAUGAGGUGGACAGUGACCAGAAACCAGCUACUUGCCAACCCACCUCCUCUUCCCACCCUGCUGAAACUGCUACUGACUGGAAGGCUGAAGAUGCUCAUACCUGCUACGAUUGUGGCCAUUCUUUUCCCCAUGUCACUGGCCUGCUGAGCCAUAGGCCCUGCCAUCAACCAGGCAUCUAUCAGUGCUCUCUCUGUCCAAAGGAGUUUGACUCUUUGCCUGCCCUGCGCAGUCACUUCCAGACCCACAAACCAGGGGAGGCAGCCUCAGCAAAGCCUUUCCUCUGCUGCCUGUGUGGUAUGAUCUUCCCUGGGCGUGCUGGCUAUAAGCUUCACUUACGCCAGGCUCACAGAGCUGCAGGCAUGACUGAGUGUUCAGAGGAGGAAGGGGAAGAAGAAGGGGGAACAGAAGCAGUCUCCACCCAUAGCCCUCCCCUGCAGGUCUCAGAAGCAGAGCUGCUGAAUCAGCUGCAGCGGGAGGUGGAGGCACUGGAUGGAGCAGGUUAUGGGCAUAUUUGUGGCUGCUGUGGCCAGACUUAUGAUGACUUGGGGAGCCUGGAACGUCACCACCAAAGUCAAAAUUCCAGCAAGACCACAGAUGAGGCUCCUAGUUACUUGGAAGCAUCAGGUGAUGCCAUGGAAAUAGUUGCAGAUAGUGCUUUUGAGGGCACGGUGACUUCUGUCUCUGAAGAGGGUAGAGACACAAAGUCUGAAGAAGGAGUAGGUAGUACAAUUGGAGACAGCCUUUGCAUGCAAGUUGGUGAAACUUUUCUCAAGCCCCACCCUCGCCCCUUCCGUUGCAAUCAGUGUGGCAAGACCUACCGCCAUGGAGGCAGCCUGGUGAACCACCGCAAGAUUCACCAGACUGGAGACUUCACCUGCCCUGUCUGUUCUCGCUGCUACCCCAACCUGGCUGCCUACCGGAAUCAUCUGCGGAACCACCCUCGCUGCAAAGGCUCAGAGCCCCAAGUAGGGCCCAUCCCAGAGGCAGGAGGCAGCAAUGAGCCUCAGAAUGUGGUAGAGGAGGGGCUGGAACAAGCAGGAGUGGGGCAACUCCAAGAAGAAUUUAAAGUGGAUCCCCUGGGGGAGGUAGCAAAGGUGAAAGAAGAGGUUUGGGAAGAGACCACUGUGAAAGGGGAGGACCUGGAGCAGAGGUUGGAGACAGCAGAGAAAGGCUGUCAGACUGAGGCUAGUUCUGAGCGACCCUUCAGCUGUGAGGUGUGUGGCCGUUCCUAUAAGCACGCAGGCAGCCUAAUCAAUCACAGGCAGAGCCAUCAGACUGGCCACUUUGGCUGCCAGGCCUGCUCCAAGGGAUUCUCAAACCUCAUGUCCCUUAAGAACCAUCGACGCAUCCAUGCAGACCCUCGGCGUUUCCGCUGCAGUGAAUGUGGAAAAGCCUUUCGCCUGCGGAAGCAGCUAGCUAGCCACCAGCGGGUCCACACAGAACGACGGGGGGAGAACAACCAAAAGCAGAUUCGGGAUGAUCGGCCCUUCCGGUGCGGGCAGUGUGGCCGGACCUACCGCCAUGCCGGCAGCCUCCUGAACCACCGGCACAGUCAUGAAACGGGCCAGUACAGCUGUCCCUCCUGUCCCAAGACCUAUUUUAACCGCAUGGCCCUGAAGGACCAUCAGAGACUGCAUUCUGACAGUCGGAGGCGGCGAGCAGGACGUUCCCGGUGGGCACCAGUGCGCUGUACCCUCUGUAGCCAAGGCUUUCCUGGCAGGGGAUCUUUGGAGCGGCAUCUGCAGGAGCAUAGGGAGACCAAACUCGAGCUGGCCAGUCUCCAGGGAAGCCCACAUGGCACAGAGGGCAGUGAGAGGAAUCAGGCUGACAACCAGAAACUAGAGAGCAGACCAGUUGGUGUUGAAUCAGUUCCCCAGUUGGAGCCCAGUCAGAGCCCCAACAGAGCUGUAGGUUCAAAUUGGGGGGUGGGGAAGGUAGAUGGGUGGCAAGAAGAGGGGGGACCAGUGAAUCACAGCGGUGGCUGGGUUCCUCAGGAUCAAGUAUUAACCAAGCCAGAAGACAAGUUGAGGGGGUAUAGCUCAGGGGUAGAGCAUUUAACUGCAGAAGACAAGUUGGAAGACAGUGUCCCCAGCAAUCCUUGUCACCUUUCCAACAGCCAGUCUAGUGGUUCUGUUUUGAGCUACAUUGAUAGCUGGGACAAUGGAGGUGGCAGCAGCUCUCAGCUCCAGUCAGAGAGUCAGUACUUUCACUGCAGCCAGUGUGGCAAAACAUGUUGCCAGCCAGGUAGCCUCUUGAAUUCCAACAUUCACAAGCCGGAUUGCCACUACUGCCUACUCUGCUCCAAGGAGUCCUUGAAUCCUGUGACCACUGAGGGCCACCACCACAUGACAUCCCAGACUUUUGCUUGCCCUAAUUGUGGCAAGGCUUUUCAGUCCCACUAUGAACUGGUCACACACCUGCAAACUCAUGCUGGGGACCAUAGUCAAGUGUUGCAUCAAAUAGAGAAGGUCCAAGGUUUCCAAACUGGGAGUGUGGAAGAUAAGAUGGGUCUCUCUGGUCCAGAGGAAGCUCAGGAAACCCCAUCAGAGCCUCUCAGAGCUUCAGAAGAGAAUGGUGAGCCAGCCAGUGGAGGGCAAGGAGUAAAUACCACAGCAUGUAAAAACGAGGAACGGCCCUUCCGCUGUGCUCAGUGUGGGCGUUCCUAUCGCCAUGCUGGCAGCCUGCUGAACCACCAGAAGGCCCACACCACUGGCCUCUACCCCUGCUCCCUGUGUCCCAAACUUCUACCCAAUCUGUUGGCUCUCAAGAACCAUGGCAGGACCCAUACAGAUCCCAAACGCUACUGUUGCAGUGUCUGUGGCAAGGCUUUCCGAACAGCUGCCAGGCUGCAGGGCCAUGAGCGGGUCCAUGCACGCCAGGAGGGGCCUUUCACUUGCCCCCAUUGUCCUCGCCACUUCCGCCGCCGAAUCAACUUCCUACAACACCAGAAGCAGCAGCACCAGGAGUGGACAGUGACUAGCUCUGGAGCCUCAGUGGCACCAGCAACUGGCAGAGAGGACUCAUCUUUGCCCCUUCCACCUACUCCUCCAGCCUCGCUCCUGGACCCUUCACCCCAGUGGCCUGCAGACAUCAGCUUCUCCCCCUGAACUUUGUCUCCAAAGAAUAGUAUGUUGGAGAGGUUGCUGUAGGCAAAGAGGGACUUGAUCUCCACAUUUUACUCAGGAGUAGCUUGGGCAUCCCCACCUCUCUCAUCUCCUCACUAAAGGGACCCUGACCUGACUUCUUUCCCAAAAUGGACAUGGGAUAGUCCUCAUGUACCUGUUCUGGAAGGACCUCCUUUCCCAGCCUUUGUCACAUACUGUCCAGGGCCACCCUCACUGGCAGGUUCAGGGGGAGGCAGAUUCAGAGAGCACCACAGGUGAAAUAGUUGCCUGUGGAAGAGCAGCCUUUUGCUACAGUUUGUAACUUAUUUUUUAAAAUCUAUUUUGUAACAAUUUAUUUAAGUUUUAAAAAAAAUUGCUUCCUUCUCCCCCAAAAUUCACAACAGGUGGCUGGUGUGCUUGUGUCUGAGGGAUGGAGGAUAGGGAGAGCUAGGGACACCUCUGUUAGGGAGAAUUGCUGCGUGGGAGCAUCCAUGAGUGACAUCCCUGUCCUGCAGGGUGGGCAUUCAGGGUAGCUUCUGGCCUAUGGCAGGCUUCUUCCCAGCCAAACAAGCUGGUGGGCCUACCCCAGGGUUAAGAACCACAAGACAGGGAGGAGAAGGGCAGGGGUGUUGACAUGGAAGUUGCUUCACUUUUCUGGCGUCCUGUGAGUAAACUAUAGAGUCAACAGUCGACAGCUGGCUGGUUGGCCUGUCAAGAACAGGAAUAAGGGUGAGGUUGGCCCCAUCCUCUGCUUUGCAACUGCCCUUGAAGGAGCAGAAUCCAUCUUGGCCCCUGUGGUCUAUGGGAAAAUUGAAACUCAAAGAGGUCAGGACUUCUCCCUAUAGCCUAUGUAGGUCUGUCCCCUGCUGCUAUCCACCUUAGGCAGGUAGACACAGGUCAGAGCAGCACUGUCCAUAGUUGGAGAGAAGUGGAGAGAGAGUGAGCAGGGUUGCCCCAGGAACACAUACUUGAAUUGGCUAGGCAGCUUUCAGCCUCAGGUUCUGGCUCUUCAGCAAAGUAGACCUGCCAGUCCAAAUUGCUAACCCAGUCCUCAUAGGCAGGGAGUGCUGCAAAAGCUGCAGGCCUUGCAGGGCCUUGGCAGGUGUCUCCAAAGCUGUGCAGUCCAGCCAGGAACCAUGUACCCCUAAUCUCAUGUACCAGUGGUGCCCCAGACAGGCCCUGUCAGGGGAGGUGACAUUGGAUGACUUCCUUUCCUCUUGGGCCCCUCCAGGAGGUGGAAGGAACUAGGCUGUGGGAGCUGAAACUUGGGCGGGUUGAGGGCAGCUAGCAGAAAGGGUUAGUUUCAGGUAAGAGAGAGGGCUAGCAGGCAAGCCUGGCAGAAAGUUUGCUCAUGAACUGUUGUAUUGAGAGAAUGCUAGGGAUCUUCUGGGUAGGGUUUGGGAAAUGAACUCACCUCACAGGGUGGUAGCUCACCCACAACACUGGCACAUACCAUCCCGGGCAGAAUGGGAACACCAUCACCUCCAGCAGCUGCAUGUAGCCGGUUACAGGCCAUUGGUCCCAGGAGUGUCACAGGCACUGCCUGGGGGUAGCUGAUACCUGAAAGGCAAAGACACCCAGCUUCCCCAGUGGCCUUCAAGCUGAAUGGACAGUGGCAGGUGGCCUUGUCCUACAUACCUGCUCCUUGGUGGGCCAACCCCAAAACCCAGCCAUGUUCACCAUCAGGCAGGUGAUGGUCAGCAUAAGGCAAGCAAAGGGGCCUUAUGCUAGGGCCCAGUGCCACAGGCUGAGCCAGCAGCAAUAGUGCUAUAUCAUAGCCACCCUCUGGGUGGGUGUAGGCCCCAUGAAGAAUGAGUUGCUUCAGGCUCUGUUCCUCUGGUCCAGCACCCAGUCCUACACGCCAUUCUUCCAGGGUCUGGCGCCUGUUUAGAGGCAGCAUUGUUAGAUAGCACCGAGUGACAAGACUAGGGCAAAGGGCAUAAAGGAGAGGGACCUAGGGCUCACCCGAUGAAACAAUGAGCAGCAGCCAGCACCACCCCCUCUGACACCAGGGCUCCACCACAGGCCAGCCUCCCUUGGUAUUUCAGCCUGACAUCCCAGGGCCAUGGGGAGAGGCCUCCUGUCUGGGGUCCUUCACUCCUCAAGGAGCCGCAUGCUGAAACAGGUAAAUUACAUCACCUGAAUUGUUAGGUGCUCAUUUUAUACCAGGCCCUAUGCUUAGUGCUUCCUAUAUGCUAACAAAUCUAAUGUCCUUGUCUAAGUUGACUUUUAUUACUCAUUACCAAAGUCUUAUUACCAUAUAGAUUAAAUUGCAUAGCUCUCUAACCAAAAGCAAGUAGCCAAGUUGUAUUCCAGUCAGGCCUACAUUUAAACCGAGAUGGUCUUAACAACACUGCCCCAGCCUUUUAGAAAGUCUCUGAUCCACUUCCUUCACCCCACCCACCUGCAUUUCUUCAGACCUGGACUGGCUCCAGAAUGCCUAGCUCACAAGUGCCUCUCUGAACAUCCAGAACUAGCUUCCUUCCCAGGAAUGAUUUUGCAUGCAAUUUGCAUUCAGUUUCUAUCUUUUUGGUUUUUCAAGGAGGAUCUAAGUCUAGCUCAGGCUGACCUGGAAUUCACUAUGUAGUCUCAGGCUGCCCUCGAGCUCAGGGUGAUCCUCCUACCUCUGCCUCCCAAGUGCUGGGAUUAAAGGCAUGUGCCACCAUGCCCCGUGGCAUUCAGUUUCUUAAUGCCAGAAUUGAGUGGGAGCCUUGCUUUGUCUCAUUUCAUUAGGUUUCUGCCUGGGAAUUUGCAGUUUUUUCCCCCAAAACCAGUCAGGUCUCAAAGAUAUUCUUUCAUGAACCCAAAUUUGUAAAGCUUUGAAGUAUCUACCCCUCAGCCCCAGUGGGCAGUAUCCAUCACAGAGGCAGACAGGGCCUUAAAACAACCUUUAGCAAGCAGUAUUUGAGCUAGUUUGCUUCCCUGUAGCUUCCAUCACUACCCAGAAGUCCUCGUGCAGACUUGACAUCUCCACACACUCCACCCCUAUACUCCCUCUUCAUACCUACACAGCUGUCCUCAUCACUGGUCUCCAUAAUCCCUGGAUCCUGGACCAGGAAAGCUGCCCCCUGAGCUCGGGACUGCAGCCAGGAGCUGUGAGCAGUCAUAUCAGUCAGCAGCACAGGGGUGUCCUCUUGGGCACAUCUUGAUGUGAAGCUGAUGAUCCCAACUUGGACCCAGUGUCCAUCAGGUUCACGGCACAACACAGGGCCACCAGAAUCCCCCUGGGGCCACGCAAGAGAGCCAAAGACAUGAGCCCUAGCCCUGGCCAAACACACUCUGGCUGUAGCACUGCCACCCUUGUCUGAAUUGAGCCCUCAGCCCAAAACCAGAUCUUCCCUUCCUCUGCUCCCCAUCACACCUGGCAGGGUCCCUGCACCCCAGGCUGGGCACCCCCACACAGCAUCCCAGGCCUGGCUGGGCUGGCCAGUAGCCGCUGGUGCAGGCGGUUGUAUAGACAGUUACAUGUGGGGCGACUGAUGAGACGCAGGCGCAAAUUCCGUAGGGUCCUGGGAGCUAGCAAGAGAUGAGAAGCUGAGUCUGGCUUGGAAGCAAGGGAGACUGGGGUUCAGAACAGUUGGGAGCUGAACUUGUGUUUCCCUGAGCAAGAAGAAUGCCUGACUGGGCUUCUGUCUUGCAGUGCUUACCAUCACUGGUAUCCUGAUCCCAGCCAGUGGCCCAGCAAGAGGAUCCAAAGGGGAAGCGAUGGGUGGGUUGGGGCAGGCAGAGGGUUGUGUGGGUUGAGGGAUGGGUGAGCUGGAGUAGGGCCAGGUCUGAGCCCUGGGUGUAGUGGUUAUAGGCCUUAGGCAACUGCACGGCAGCAACCCCCACCUCCUCAGCCCCUGGGCUCAGCUCCUCCUGCUGCAGAGAACCCAGGACCACGGACCAGGAGCUCAGUUCUGUUGCAGGCACCCUGGAAUAGGAAGGGUAAGGCCCAGAAUGCUAAAUGCAAGCGGAGACAGUGACAACUUUGAAAAUAGCACAGGUAGGUGGAAGAUGAGUAGAUACCACUCCAUGCCUUUAAGCAUAGUCUUUCCCUUCUUUCAGUCUCAGCAUACUCAUUUGUAAAGCUUCUACCAUUAAAGGUUAAGAUUAACCUGG